AUUUUCAACCACCACAUCUGCCACUAGAAAUACCCCCUCUAGUUUUCUGAAGCAACCCAUUCCGUCGGUGUGUUCGGACAGCGCUCGCUCCGAUUGUAGCCAUGAGCAUGCUCAGGCUUCAGAAGCGCCUGGCCUCCAGUGUGCUACGCUGUGGCAAGAAGAAGGUCUGGCUGGACCCCAAUGAGACCAAUGAAAUUGCCAACGCAAACUCCCGGCAGCAGAUCCGUAAGCUGGUGAAGGAUGGUCUGAUCAUCAGGAAGCCGGUGACGGUGCACUCGCGUGCCCGCUGCCGCAAGAACACGUUGGCGCGUCGCAAAGGCCGCCACAUGGGCAUUGGUAAGAGGAAGGGUACGGCCAAUGCCCGCAUGCCUGAGAAGCUGUGCUGGAUGAGGAGGAUGAGGAUCCUGCGGCGUUUACUACGCCGAUACAGAGAGUCCAAGAAGAUUGACAGGCACAUGUACCACCACCUGUAUCUGAAAGCCAAAGGAAACGUCUUCAAGAACAAGCGUAUUCUCAUGGAGCACAUCCACAAACUCAAGGCAGACAAGGCCCGCAAGAAGCUCCUAUCUGACCAGGCGGAGGCGCGUCGUACUAAGACCCGUGAGGCUCGCAAGCGUAGGGAGGAGCGUCUGCAGGCUAAGAAGGAGGAGAUCAUCAAGACUCUCUCCAAGGAGGAGGAGACCAAAAAGUAAAAUCAAACGUACAUUAGUUAAAAACUCCUCCUUAUACUCCCUAAAAAUAUCACCGUUCUUAUUAUUUUGUCUUUCUUCUUUUGUCUAUUGUGAAAAUGAUGUUAUUGUACAGACAGAAUGGAAUGUACAGUGAAUGAGAGUAAGUUCUGUUUCCACUAAGAAUAAUAAUCUAAUAAAAUGAAAUGUUUUCUUUC
Molecule: messenger RNA, 886 nt
Organism: Engraulis encrasicolus (European anchovy)
Lineage: Eukaryota; Metazoa; Chordata; Actinopteri; Clupeiformes; Engraulidae
Gene: rpl19
Product: ribosomal protein L19
Biological process (GO): translation
Cellular component (GO): ribosome; cytosolic large ribosomal subunit
Molecular function (GO): RNA binding; structural constituent of ribosome
Source: RefSeq, a predicted model, not a curated record